Molecule: messenger RNA, 474 nt
Organism: Gavia stellata (red-throated loon)
Lineage: Eukaryota; Metazoa; Chordata; Aves; Gaviiformes; Gaviidae
Gene: CPLX3
Product: complexin 3
Exons: 3
Coding region: 1-474 (157 amino acids)
Biological process (GO): regulation of neurotransmitter secretion; neurotransmitter transport; synaptic vesicle exocytosis
Cellular component (GO): terminal bouton; SNARE complex
Molecular function (GO): syntaxin binding
Source: RefSeq, a predicted model, not a curated record
AUGGCGUUCAUGGUGAAGAGCAUGGUGGGGGGGCAGCUGAAGAACCUGACGGGCGGCCUGGGCGGCGAGGAGAAGAGCGAGGGCGAGAAGUCUCCGGCCGAGGCGCAGGGCAUGACCCGUGAGGAGUACGAGGAAUAUCAACGGCAGCUGGUGGAGGAAAAGAUGGAGAGAGAUGCCCAGUUUGCCCAGCGCAAGGCGGAGAGGGCCACGUUCAGGUCCCACUUCCGAGACAAGUACAGGCUCCCCAAGAACGAAACGGAUGACAACCAGAUCCAACUGGUGGGAGGUGACGUGGAGCUGCCCAAAGAGCUGGCCAAGAUGAUCGAGCAGGACAACGAGGAGGAGGAAGAGAAGAAUUCGGUUAUCGGCCAGCUCAGCAACAUCCAGAACCUGGACCUUGAUUCCUUGAAAGACAAAGCUUCGGCCACGCUAGAGGACCUGAAGCAAUCGGCUGAGAAGUGCGCCGUGAUGUGA